Messenger RNA from Xiphophorus maculatus (southern platyfish), 5565 nucleotides. It is a transcript of the gene hs6st3b, whose product is annotated as heparan sulfate 6-O-sulfotransferase 3. Gene Ontology annotation, molecular function: heparan sulfate 6-sulfotransferase activity. Lineage: Eukaryota; Metazoa; Chordata; Actinopteri; Cyprinodontiformes; Poeciliidae. The coding region runs from base 1016 to 2320 and encodes 434 amino acids. The record is from RefSeq and is a predicted model, not a curated record. Gene Ontology annotation, cellular component: membrane. The transcript is spliced from 2 exons.
UCUAAAUUCAACCUGUAGCCAGGUAAUUAUGUGAAAAUUGCUGCUUGCUAAAAAGCACCAGUGUGGAUAAGACAGAAAGUAUCUGCAAAGAGGGAUGGAAAAUUUUCAGUUUCCAUAUGUGCAAACCUGGAUGAGACAUACUUCAGAAAGACAGGUGGCUACCAUAGCAGUCAAUGUAUUGAUUUGAGAGGCUGAAAACAAUACAAAGCCACCGUCUUAUAUGUAACAAAUUUUGCAGACCUUGUUUUAUUUUAAAUUUUACUUCUAAUGAUAAAAGAUUUUCUGAUAGAUAUGUUUCCGUUUUUAAUAUUUAAAAGUGGAAUGAAUGUGUUUGAGAAGUAUAGGAUUUAGGUAUUUAAAUAUGGGUUUACAUCUCUAUUUUGUCUGUGUCUAUCGUGCUUCUGGCUUCGCUCUCUGUAAAACAAGAUUAUGUGGUGAAUAGGAUAGGGGUAUGAGCCGUGGAGCUCUCUCCCAGUCCAUCCACGAGGAGGGCAUAACGCGUGUCGGUUCAGAUGCUGCAGCAGCAGCAGCAGCAGCAGCAUCCUCUCAAAAAGCAGCGCUUCCAGCUGAGCCAGUCAGUGAGUCUCAGCCCGUCCGUGCAGACAGGAUGCAGCUGUCCGAGCAGAACUGAGCCUGUACAGGUGAAAGAGAGUGAAGCUAAAAACUCUCUGAUCUCUUUGUUUCUUUAUAUAUUUUUCCUCCCAUUUCAUCGGAGUGGUCGGAGCAGAUGCAGCUUCACGGCGGCUUCAGAAGUUGGACAGCCCCAGAUUUGCAUGCCAUGACUCUUGAAUCUGGACAUUCCCAAGGCAGCGCAGCGCAGACGGCGUGGAUCAUUUUAAAAGCCAUUUCGUCUGUCCACAUCACGCGUGUCAGGAGGGUGAUCAACAUGUGGCGCUUUAAAUAAUGAAAUUACUAAUAAAAAAAGAAAUGAAGGAAUACUGAUCUCCGUCCGAAUAGCCCCCGGGUGAUACCUGUUAUUUACAGUAAUGGAAUGAAGACACUAUCCUGAGAUAUAAUGGAUGAGAGAUCCAGCAAGCUCAUCUUGGUUCCCAUCUUGGCAGUCCUUUUUGUCAUGAUAGGUUAUCAGUACAUUUGUCCAGCGGGCAGCAAUUCGUGCCACUUUAAGUCCGAGGAGAGACUCAGAGGGGUGAGCCUGCUUUCUUCCCCGUAUCAGGACGCCGAUGACUUCUACAGAGAUUCCGACCUGGACGAUGACGGUCCGCCGAAGCUGCCGUCCAAAUUUAACUUCACCGAGAGAGACCUGGACAGACACGUGGAGUUCAACAUCAAAGGGGACGACGUGAUCGUGUUCCUGCACAUCCAGAAGACCGGCGGGACCACUUUCGGCAGGCAUCUGGUGAGGAAUAUUCGUUUGGAGCAGCCGUGCGACUGCAAGCCCGGCCAGAAGAAGUGCACCUGCCACCGGCCGGGCAAAGAGGAGUCCUGGCUCUUCUCCCGGUUCUCCACGGGCUGGAGCUGCGGGCUGCACGCGGACUGGACCGAGCUGACGAACUGCGUCCCGGUCGUAAUGGAUAAGAAGGAGGCCCAGAGGAAUAAAAGGAACUUCUACUACAUCACCAUGCUGCGAGACCCAGUAUCCCGCUACCUGAGUGAGUGGAAACAUGUCCAGAGAGGAGCCACAUGGAAGACGGCUCUCCAUAUGUGCGAUGGACGCUCACCCACCCAGGACGAGCUGCCCACCUGCUACAGCGGUGACGACUGGUCCGGUGUCACCCUGAAAGAGUUCAUGAACUGUCAGUCAAACCUGGCCAACAACCGCCAAGUCCGCAUGCUGGCUGACCUGAGCCUGGUGGGCUGCUACAACAUGUCCUCAAUGAAUGAGAGCCAGCGCAACCACAUCCUUUUGAGCAGCGCCAUGAGCAACCUGAAGAACAUGGCUUUCUACGGUCUGACUGAGUUCCAGCGCAAGACGCAAUACCUGUUUGAGCGGACGUUCAGCCUGCGCUUCAUCUCCGCCUUCACGCAGAUCAACAGCACGCGGGCGGCCAACGUGGACCUGAGUGAGGCCGUGCGCAGGCGCAUCGAGGAGCUCAACUUCCUGGAUGUUCAGCUGUACGAGUAUGCAAAGGACCUGUUCCUCCAACGGUUCCAGUACACCCGGCAGAGGGAGCACCAAGAGGUGCGAUUGAAGAGGCGCGAGGAGAGACGCUGGUUGAGGGAGCAAAGGGACCAGGGCAGACCAUGGCCGUCCAAACACAAAGGAAGCGGGAAGGGAGAUGGAGACGUAUUUGAGAAGGAAACUGAAAACGACCUGCCCACCACCACUGAGGACUAUACAAGCCAAGUGGCACGUUGGUGAGGCUUUGUCUAACAGAGAGCUGCAACAAACUCUCUUGUACAUCUUGAGAGUCUCUUUGUUCUUCACCAUUGUUCUGUCUUAUGCAUUUAUCUGUUUUGUUUGGUAUGGGAGCUUUGUUUCUUUUAGAAAGAAAAUGCAUUCUUUCUGUCUCUGAGAGCCUUUAGUGUCUUAAAUUUAUUAAAGCUGUUCAUAAAUUGUCUCAUUUAACUACUGCCUUAGUUUUACUUUGCAAAAUGAUAGAGUGAACAAAAAGAAAAUCCUGACUGCAUUGAUUUUAAUAUCCACAAAAAGGUUAUGAAUAUGUUGGAAGUUAUUAUUGGUGUUCAAACUGUUUUCGCUCCAGUGACUUUAUAUUUUUGAGUAAGAGUUCCAGACAUCAUAAAUAGAUGGAGAUGCCUUGAGCAUGAGUUUUUAAUGCGUUACAAACACAAAGUGGAAUAUGUGAAUUUAUCAGAGAGCAGCAGAGCAUUUCUUGAAUCUGAUCUUCACUGCCCAGAUUUGUCCAAACAACUGGUGAGUCGACCAACAAUUGAAAUUUAACAAUAAGCUGGUAGAUAGAAAUGGGGGAGGGAAAUUGCAGCUCAAGUUGGGUCUGUGUGUGGCUUUCUCUUGUGCACUUUAUUUUAUGUUGCCCAUAAAAAAAAUUAACAGUAUUUGUUAUAAUUUAGAACACUCAAGGAAAUUGGACUAUUUUCAACAAUACAAAUGACAGAAAUCAGAGAUGUCCCAAUCAGGGCAUUUUCAAUUGACAGGUAUCAGAGCUUGUGACUCAACUCAACUAGUAAAUACUGCCUAUGAUUUUAUCAGCCCUAAGCGAGCCUCCAGCAGCAAUUUUCAGAAGUUUCUUUUUAAAUUUAUUCUCUCCUUUUUAUGUGCAUGGCUUGCAAGUUUUAAUGCUAUACACAUUGUUUUCUUCUAAACAAAUUUGAGUUUUCCCUACUAAUGUAGGUCGGUUUUGCCCCCCACAAUGACUUUCAGAGUGAAUGACAGAAUAUACGGGCCACUGCAGCUUCCUGUUUCUCUGGUCCUGACCUACAUGUAUGCUCAGCUGUCGGGGCAGAAAAAAACAAAACCUUGGAGAACUAUUCUUUUAAUUUCAUGACCCUCAAAGAAAAAUGACAGUUAAUGAAAAAAUAUAACUUUUUCAGUCCUGUUGUCCUUUUUUUGCCUCAUGAUUAAUACGUAGAAUCUGCAUUGAAAUUUUAUGAGUCAUAUCAAAGCAGGGUAAACAUGCUAGCAUAAGCCUAGAUCUGCAGCAAACUGCUGCACACGCACAUUUAAAGGAGGAAGAUUGCGAUUAGUGAGCUAGUUAAGUGGGAUACAAUCACAUUGCUAAUGGAAUACCAAUGAUAUGUAGUGCUGCUUGUUGGUCAUUCAAUCCUUUGCUAUUUUGCAACGGUGUAGCUUUGGUUAUGUUUUUCUGGAUACAAAACAUAUUGAACCAACACUUUGAUAGGGGACCAUAAAGUAAAAGCUACCGAGUUUUUGAGAAAAUUCAUGGCUUUCACAAGCAGCAGUCUAGACUAGGUGCCCACUGAUCAGAUAUGAGCAAAUGCCUAUUCUUAUAUGACUUCUCAUUUUGGCAGCAAAUAAAAAUCUUGAUUAGGACAUUGAUAACAGAAAUCCUAUUUUAUCUGAAAGUCUUAAAGGCUGUGCAUGGUCAGGUUGACGUGCUGAAUUCUGUUCUCAAUGCAGCGUCAUUUUGUCCUCAGCCUCAUGUCGUCCAUUACUUGUCACAACCGCCCUGACAAAUCUUUCACCCCCUAACUAUUGUGGGAUUGGUCAGAAUGUUAUGGUUGUGUUUGUUUAUGCAGAAAACAGUUCCAAAUACUCACCAUCCUAAAGCAGGUUUUUCAGUCAGAGAGCAGAAUGGAUAGUUGAGAGAAGCAAUUGUCAGAGACCGUGAGAAAGUACGUACCAAAACAUAUUCCAGGCGGAGUUUAGUGACCAAGACACUAAACUCCCCCUGCUCAGUUUUCUGGUCCAUCACAGCCGCGAACAUCCCAGCGAUGCCUUCUGUUCUUCUUUAGCUUUUGACAAUAUGGACAAUAAAAUGAAAUGUUUUAACUCAUCAAUGAUUAUUUCCUCCGCUUCUGUUUACUUUACUGUUUUUAACCAGACAUACGACAAAACACCAGGACGUGUAGCUGAUGCAGCGGGAGGGGUAUCACAGGAGCUCAUUUCAGUGUAUCUUGUGGAUCUUGAAUGGUCUCUGCGAAAACGGAUGUCCCACCUUCACAGAUGUCAACCACGUGACCGGACUUCGACUGUUUGACCAUACUGGGCCCUUUAAUUAAAUAACAGAUGGUUGCGUGUCACAGAAACACAGUAUAUUUAGAACUGCAGAGAGUUUCAGAAUAUAAAUUUUGCACUUUAAUAAGCUCUGGCUGAUUUAAUAAAAAUCUCUUCUGAGUCACUGAAGUCAACAUGUCUUUCUUGAAUAAUUUUCUGACCACCAGUAUUUUGGUACUGGAUCUUUUUGAAUUUGGAAAUCCUAAUUCCAAAAUGGACAUCUUUCUGAUAUUUCUUUCUUAUACUUUUUUGAUGUGACUUUAGUGAGAGUCACAUCAUAAAAGGCAUAAAAAGGCUCUUUCAGGGAUCUGAUCCAAGUUCUGUCACUCAAAAUAUUGCCCAUUUUCAUCUACUUGCAGAAAAGGCAAACUAAACAAUUCAGACAAAAGAUGUACUGUUUUGAGUCUAAUGUUUUUUUAAAGACAAUAUUGUUUGCAUGUACCAAAUUAUUCAAAAAUGUGUAUGCCAAUUUUUUUGCUGUUAUUUUCAAACAGUUUUCUAAUGCACAAUGUGUGGUAUGUUACUAACAGAAUAACUUCUGUCUGGUCCAUGCAUGUUUUUGUAAUUUGAUGUUCACUAUGAAUGCAGGAAUGAUUCUUAUUGAAUCAUUCAGGUUCAUAAACAAAACAAAACAAACAAAAAAACAGCCCUACCAGUAAAGAUGGUAGGGGUGUUUUACUCACAAUUUAGUAAAACUGACAUUUUUUUAAAGCACUUAUCAUCAUCCCAACUUAUCAACAUUUUAGAUUAGCAUUUUUCUUCUGGUCCAUCUGUUUAUUUUGUGGUUAAUAAGAAAUUGGACUACUUUUGAGGGAUACAGAAGAAACCUCCAAUAGCCACAGUGUACAUUCAUUGAUGGCCAGAAGAAUGGAGCAAAAAAUCUGCCUAUUAUUUAUUUAAAUUUUUUUUUUGGCAUAUUUGUUUUUAACAUCUACACAUAUAAGAAAAAUUAA